Aaosphaeria arxii CBS 175.79 is the source of this 2259-nucleotide messenger RNA. RefSeq names its product Metallo-dependent phosphatase. The transcript is spliced from 3 exons. The coding region runs from base 239 to 1882 and encodes 547 amino acids. Lineage: Eukaryota; Fungi; Ascomycota; Dothideomycetes; Pleosporales. The record is from RefSeq and is a predicted model, not a curated record. Gene Ontology annotation, molecular function: phosphoprotein phosphatase activity. Gene Ontology annotation, cellular component: cytoplasm.
CGUGAACCUACCUAUACUCGUACUACACUCCAUUUACACAGUAACAGUACACAGUACGCCCCUUGUGCACCUCCUUCAAGACGACACUUCAACUGCUCUCGCCAAAGGCCAUAUUACUGCGACAGGCCAUGGUGGCCGUGCUCAAACAAUCAUAAAUCUUUUUGCCAUCUUAGAUGUAGCUCAGGCGACAUUGCAUCGCCGCAUCUGCGUCCUCCAUCCGGGCGCGACCACUCACAUCAUGACCCGCCGAAUUGUCCGAACAGGCUGUCAGCUUGCAGUCUUCGCCGUCGUUGCCUUCUUCUUCGUCCUCUUCCUCGAUAACUACUACUUUGUCCUUCCGCAAUCGAUCCAUAACCAUCUCCCGCUCCACAACGAAAGACUCAUCAUCACAGACAUAACCGUCCAAACCUGCUCUGCACUCAACCCUUUGAACAAAUGCAUGCUCGACCCAGAUAAAUGGCAUCGCAUCGAUAAGGAUUUAUACCUCAACACCGGCUGGGUCAACAAGGCUUUUGUCCACAUUAAGCGCAAAUCCGAAGAGGAACUCACAGAGGAUGACAAGGUCAUCGUGGAUGUUCGCAUUCAGAAACUCGAUCCAGCAAUCAGCGAGAAGGCCCAAGCAAGCGAGAAGUGGGAAUCUCGGCCCGCUAAGCUAUGGCUGAAGCGAUCUAAGAAGCGUCAUGCGAGCGACGGAAAGAACACAGUCACCGCAGUGGAUGUGCUCUUCGGUGCCGAUGCAGUCGAGCCUCGUCUCGGUUGGCAAUUGGUCAAUGGCGCUCUUCGUCUAGAGAAUGGCGAAAACAAGGAGCCACGCCUGAGCAUUCGACGCGGCGCUCCGGUGAAGAUCGAAAGAGAAAAGCAGGUGCCGAGGAUCAGGAAGGAUGGGAAGUUCAAGAUCUUGCAGGUGUCUGAUCUUCAUCUCAGUACUGGACUUGGUGCUUGCCGAGAUCCGGAGCCUCCUGGUCAUAAUGGAGGCAAAUGCGAUGCGGACCCUAGGACCCUUGAGUUUGUGGAGAAGAUCAUUCAAGAGGAGAAGCCAGACCUGGUUGUCCUUUCCGGAGAUCAGGUCAACGGCGAAACCGCACCCGAUUCACAGACCGCUUUGUUCAAGAUUGCUGGUCUUCUCGCAGAACACAAGAUCCCGUACACUGCCAUAUUUGGCAACCACGACGAUGAAGGCUCUCUAUCGCGCAAUGCCCAGAUGUCACUAUAUCAAUCCCUACCCUACUGCCUUGCGGAGGCUGGUCCCAACGAGUUGGCUGGAGUGGGCAACUACUACAUCGAAAUUUCGGCCCAUAACAGCAGACACUCUGCUCUCACUCUCUAUUUCCUUGAUACUCAUGCUUAUUCGCCCGACGAGAACAAAUACCGAGGCUACGACUGGUUGAAACCAGAUCAGAUCGAAUGGUUCAGAAACACAGCUGAGCACUUGAAGGAAGCACACAAGCACUACACCCACAUCCAUCUCGACAUGGCCUUCAUUCAUAUCCCGCUCCCUGAAUAUGCCGUCGAAGGUCAGCAACGAGUGGGCGAGUGGAAAGAAGGCGUCACCGCCCCUGGCUUCAACACCCACUUCAAAGACGCACUCGUUGAGCACGGCAUCAAAGCCGUGUCUUGCGGCCACGACCACGCGAAUGACUACUGCGCCAUGUCCCAGAAUGCCAACAAAGAUGGAGAUCUGUGGAUGUGCUACGCCGGCGGCAGCGGCUUCGGAGGAUACGGCGGCUAUGGAGGUUACCAUCGCCGCGUCAGAGUAUUCGAAAUCGACGCCAACCAGGCACAAAUAUCUACGUGGAAGAGAGUCGAAUACGGCGACACUGGGAAGCGGCUCGACGAACAGGUCAUUGUCUCCGCCGGGAAGAUCGUUGCUCCUCAGCAGUGAUAGGCAUUCGAUACAGCUCUCAAAGAGGUUUCAUAGGUGUUAUCGAAAAAAAAAUUGGGAAUUAAAAGGUAUACCAUUCAGCGAGGUGCUCUGGCGUCAGGAGUCUUUCUCUAUUUGUCCUGUUUCCCUUGGGAAGAUUUCGUUGCUUAGCAGGCAUAUCGAACGCGACGAGCGCAGAUUUAAGGGUUCAUAUCUUAUUUCAGUAUUGUUUCAUGCGGGUUGUACUUUUUAGGUCUCUUGGUUUUCAACUGUAGUGAAUGAAGAUGAAGCUAGUUACACUGGCCUUGCCUGCAGUCAUCAAACAUCGUCGUCUUGGAUUAUCUCCCCAAGCACGAAUGCCAUUCCCCUACGAUGUCUCUCUCAAUACCACUACGUAC